UCCUAGCGAAAAUAAAUAAAAAAUAAAAUCCAUAAAACCCUCCCCUCCCUCCAUGGAGAAAUGGAAACGGCUAACGGCCCAAAGGAGACAUAUGCUCUAUCAAAAUUUGCCGGGAAGCAACCGCCACCGGCCGAACAGUAAUACAUCCAUCUCCGAUGCUGCGCAGCCCCAAAUACACCCCUCGCUGGCUCAUUCCUUCGACUCCACUAUUCCGACGGCUCCUUUCCGAUUUCGCCCUUCAUCAAGCUCGUAAAAGCUCCGACGAGGAGGAUGAUCCCAAGUACAGGAUCAGAAAGCAGGACCCAGAAGGCCAAUACCUGCAUCUGCACAAAAGCAAGGGCCAGCACAUCCUCACAAACCCGCGAGUCCUCGACGUCAUUGUCCGAAGGGCUGGUGUUGGACCCACCGAUACAGUCCUAGAGGUCGGACCAGGCACCGGGAACCUCACCCUGAAGCUUCUGGGAGCCGCACUCAGGGUCGUGGCAGUUGAGAUUGACAGGAGGAUGGUGGAUGUUCUCAUCAAGCGCGUGGAGGAUCGUGGUUUUGGGGAUAAGCUCACUGUUAUACAGAGAGACGCACUAAAGGCUGAAUUUCCUCCAUUCGAUGUUGUCGUGGCCAAUAUCCCAUAUGGGAUAUCAUCCCCUCUUGUGGCAAAAUUAGUGUAUGGUCCGAACCAGUUCAGGAAUGCUACACUUCUGCUCCAGAAGGAGUUUGCGAGGAGGCUGCUUGCAAACCCAGGAGACUCGGAGUAUAACCGUUUGGCUGUAAAUGUGAAACUAGUGGCUGACGUGGAGUUGGUGAUGGAUGUGAGCAAGAGGGACUUUGUCCCGGUCCCUAAGGUCGACUCUUCGGUUGUAAUUAUCAGGCCGAAGGCUGAGGUACCUGCCGUUGAUCUGAACGAAUGGUGGGCCUUCACGAGGACGUGCUUUGGCAAGAAGAACAAGACCUUGGGUGCGACUUUCAAGCAGAAGAGGAAGCUCAUGGAGAUCUUCAAGACUUCAAAAACAACAAGUUAUAGGACCGGGGAAUCAAGCUGCGGUUUCGGUGAAGAAGAGGGGGUUGAUUGUGGCGAGGAAAGUGAAGGAGAAGACUGCUGCCCCGUGUUAUCCGUCUCGGAAGGAGAGAUAGGUUUGUUCAGGGAGAAGGUUGUUUCAGUUCUGAGGUUGGACGGCUUCGAAGAUAAGAGACCUUCGAAGUUAUCGAAUGAUGAGCUGCUGCAUUUGCUCGGGCAACUAAACGGUGCUGGAAUAUAUUUUCAUGGGCGUGGACAGCUGCAUAUCACUGAAGAUGCAACCUUAGCAGCAACCUAGUAUUCUUGGUUGGCCCGAUGUAUGUCAAUAUCUUCUGGAUUUAUCUUGCUCUGUUUCCUGGAAACAGGUCAGGAUGUAAUGUCAUGCCCUUUCCUGAAAGGAAACUGAGGAAUUGAUUUAACCUAUGCCAAGCCAAUUUUAAGAUGAGCCUCGUCUGGCCCUUCUAUAGUUUGGUUUUCGCCAGUCGGUUACUUGUAUGAUGUGAUUACUCGACAAGUGAUUUCCAUAGGUUUAUGCAAUUUCCUCGAUCUAACUGGUGCCAUAUACCAGAAUAAAAUGCUCAUUUGGAUAGUGUUGUUGAUUUAUGCCCUGGUUAAGACACCCAGGUUUUUGAUAAGACCAUAUCCUCAGUCAAGUGAUGCUGAAACACAGAUAUAUUGAUCCAAUCGAUGAUAUGAGUGACUUGAAUUUUGAAGUCAAUGGCCCCAUAUUGUGAAAUUAAGCCAGCAAAACUGGCUCAUAACAUCAAUGAUCAAGUAUAGCCUCAUACUGAUAUCGGGCGUUUAUGUAGGGACUUCAUGUCAUCUGAUCGUCGCAAGAUGCAUCUUGUUGCUUGUGAUUCUAUUACUAGACCUAGGCAUAUUGGCGGAUUGGGUAUUUGACGUUUCCAGGAUUUUAAUACGGCUCUGCUUGGUAAAUUAGGAUGGGGUCUGAUUUCCGGUCCGUCCUCCCUGUGGCUCAGGUUGCUACAUAGCAAAUAUUGGGGGAGGGAGGCCGCAGACCUUACUCUGAAUACUCGACCCUCUGAUUCUUGGCUCGGGAAAAAUAUCACUCGUGCUUGGAAUGAAGUUUCUGGUGGAGUUGGCUGGAUUUUGGGGGAUUGUGGCCGUGUUCGAUUCUGGGAGGACCAAUGGAUCCUGGGACAGGAACCCCCGGAGAAGUCUGUGCAGCACAUUCCGGUGGAUUCUCGCUUUCGUACGGUCCAUACUUUUGUCUCUGCUGCUGGAGAUUGGUUAUGGGAUUAAUUUGCUCCUUUUCUCGAUAAUACGACCCUUCUAUGCAUCGCAGGUGUUCGUCCUCCAUGACCUGAUCAUGGUGCUGAAGCAAUCUUCUGGAGAUUUUCAUCUAGAGGCGACUAUUCUGUUUCAUCUGCUUACGAUAUUCUCACCGGAUUCUCCCAUCCACCGCGGAAUCCAAUUUAGAAGGUUAUUUGAGGUUGGCCAGGACCCCAACGUAUUCGGCAGAUCCUUUGGCUCGUAGCACAUGACCAGCUUCUCACUAAUUCCUUACGGGUUAAAUGUCAACUUGCUUCAUCUGCCUUUGUUCCCGAUGCAACGCAGCAAGUGAGACCGUCCGCCACGUCUUACGUGAUUGUUUUUAUGUGAAGAACACCUGGGAGACACUUCUCAGCCCUUCGUCUUGGCAGCUCUUCUUCUCGCAGCCCCUUCGGAUUUGGCUGCUUACCAAUCUGCGACUUCGUCCGUGCGCUUGUCCAGAGGAUUCUUUGGAUUGGUCUACCAUUGUUGGUGUUGGUUGUUGGCAGGCGGAAUCUGCAGAUUUUCCAGGAAGGAUUUUCUUGGCCAACUAAUGCUGCUGCUCGUUUGAUUGAAACUAGCAGGAGUAUGUCACUCCCUUGCCUCAGCCCUACUGAUUCAGGCCCGCCUCGAUCUUGGCAACUGGUACGAUGGCACAAACCACCGGAGGGUUACUUCAAAUUGAAUUCGGAUGGCGCAUCCCGUGGAAAUCCGGGUUUAGCAGGUCUUGGUGGCAUUAUUCGUGAUGAAAAGCGGUAAUUGGGUUAGUGGAUUCAUGCAGAAUAUCAAUAUUGCUUCUUCGAGGAUGGCUGAACUUCAGGGUAUUCUUACUGGACUGAGACUUGCAUGGUAUUUGGAAUGCCGGCGACUCUUUCUCGAAACGGAUUCAUUGGUGGCACGAGACCUUAUUUUGGGCCGGACGCAGCUGCUGUCCUUUGCUUAAAUUGCUGAUAUCAAGCAGAUGCUUGUUGAAGAUUGGGAGGUUUCGAUUCACCGAAGGGAAUUCAUGUGUGGAUUAGUUUGCUUGCCGUGCCGUUUCUUUUCCUUUUGGUGUUCAUGUUUUAUCUUCAGUUUCUAAUGGGUUAGGCGACAUUCUAGAGGUCAUUACUCUCCAUUUCUAUUCUCUUUAAUUUCUUGUAGGGCUUUCGCCCAAAUAUUACCAAAAAAAAAAGGAGUAUAGCCCCGAUUCCACAUUGUCA
Molecule: messenger RNA, 3483 nt
Organism: Punica granatum (pomegranate)
Lineage: Eukaryota; Viridiplantae; Streptophyta; Magnoliopsida; Myrtales; Lythraceae
Source: RefSeq, a predicted model, not a curated record